Molecule: messenger RNA, 5122 nt
Organism: Gracilinanus agilis (Agile Gracile Mouse Opossum)
Lineage: Eukaryota; Metazoa; Chordata; Mammalia; Didelphimorphia; Didelphidae
Gene: ADGRB2
Product: adhesion G protein-coupled receptor B2
Biological process (GO): G protein-coupled receptor signaling pathway; negative regulation of angiogenesis; cell surface receptor signaling pathway
Cellular component (GO): plasma membrane
Molecular function (GO): G protein-coupled receptor activity
Source: RefSeq, a predicted model, not a curated record
UGACAUAGGAUGACCCCGGCCUGUCCCCUCUUACUGUCUGCGAUUCUGUCUCUGCGCCUCACCGCGGCCUUCGACCCUGCCCCCAGCGCCUGCUCGGCCUUGGCCUCGGGAGUCCUCUACGGGGCCUUCUCCCUUCAGGACCUCUUCCCCACCAUCGCCUCGGGCUGCUCCUGGACCCUGGAGAACCCAGACCCCACCAAGUACUCCCUCUACCUGCGUUUCAACCGCCAGGACCAGGUGUGCGCCCACUUCUCGCCCAGGCUGCUGCCCCUGGACCACUACCUGGCCAACUUCACCUGCCUCCGCCAGGCCCCGGAGCAGGAGCAGGAGCCGGAGCCGGAGCAGCGGCCGGAGCAGGGGCCCGAGCAGGGGCCGGAGCAGGGGCAGGCGGCGGCCCAGGCGGCGGCCCAGGCCGGACCACGGCAGGAGGAGGAAGAGGUGGGGGGCGGCCUGGAGCUGUGCCAGGGCUCCAACCCCUUCACCUUCCUCCACUUUGACAAGAAUUUCGUCCAGCUCUGUCUGACGGCGGAGCCCUGGGAGGCCCCCCGCUUGCUGGCGCCCUCGGCUCUGGAGUUCCGCUUCGUGGAGGUGCUGCUCAUCAAUAACAACAAUUCGAGCCAGUUCACCUGCGGGGUGCUGUGCCGCUGGGGCCAGGAGUGCGGGCGGGCCGCGGGCCGGGCCUGUGGCAUUUCCCAGCCGGGCUGCAGCUGCCAGGGGGAGGAGGCGGCGCCCCCGGCAACCCCAGCCACCGCGCCGCCCCCGCCCCGCAGCCAGACCCUCUCCAAUGCCCUGGUGCCGGGGAGCCCGCCGGGGGAGGCUGACCUACACGCAGGCAGCAGCAAUGACCUCUUCCCACCCGAGAUAAGAUAUGGUGAGGAGCCGGAAGAAGAGCCGAAGGUGAGAACCCAGUGGCCCAGGUCAGCAGACGAGCCCGGAGUGUACAUGGCGCAGACAGGAGACCCAGCAGCUGAGGAGUGGUCUCAGUGGAGCGUGUGCUCUCUGACGUGUGGGCAGGGGCUUCAGGUUCGGACUCGCUCCUGUGUCUCCUCCCCGUAUGGGACGUUGUGCAGUGGGCCACUGCGGGAGACUCGGACCUGCAACAACACAGACACCUGUCCAGUUCCUGGCCUGUGGGAGGAGUGGGGGCCCUGGAGCCUGUGUUCCCGCACCUGCGGGCGGGGGUCCCGGAGCCGGACGCGGACCUGUGUGCCCCCCCAGCACGGUGGGAAGACCUGCGAAGGUCCCGAGCUGCAGACUAAGCUCUGCAACCUGGCUGCCUGUCCGGUGGAAGGCCAGUGGCUGGAGUGGGGCCCCUGGAGCCGCUGCUCCGUGUCCUGUGCCAAUGGGACCCAGCAGCGCAGCCGCCGGUGUAGUGUGGCAGCCCAUGGCUGGGGCGAGUGCCGGGGUGCCCACGCUGAUGCCCGAGAGUGCAGCAACCCGGAGUGCCCAGCAGCUGAUGGCAAGUGGGGCCCGUGGAACCCCUGGAGCCUGUGCUCCAAGACAUGUGACACAGGCUGGCAGCGACGGUUCCGCAUGUGCCAGGGCACAGGGGUUCAGGGAUACCCCUGUGAGGGCAGCGGUGAGGAAGUGAAGACCUGUAAUGAGAAGAAGUGUCCAGCCCUCCACGAGAUGUGCAGGGAUGAGUACGUCAUGCUGAUGACCUGGAAGAAGACAGCAGCGGGCGAAAUCAUCUAUAAUAAGUGCCCACCCAAUGCCACAGGGUCCGCCAGCCGCCGCUGUCUGCUCAGUGCCCAGGGGGUUGCCUACUGGGGACUGCCCAGCUUUGCCCGGUGCAUCUCACAUGAAUACCGAUACUUGCACCUUUCGCUGCGGGAACACCUGGCCAAGGGCCAGCGCAUGCUGGCAGGCGAGGGCAUGUCUCAGGUGGUCCGAAGCCUGUUGGAGCUUCUGGCCCGGCGCACCUACUACAGUGGGGACCUGCUUUUCUCUGUGGACAUCCUGAGGAAUGUCACUGAUACCUUCAAGAGAGCUACCUACGUACCCUCGGCGGAUGAUGUCCAGCGUUUCUUUCAAGUGGUCAGCUACAUGGUAGAUGCAGAGAACAAGGAGAAAUGGGAUGAUGCCCAACAGGUGUCACCCGGCUCUGUUCACCUGCUGCGGGUGGUAGAGGACUUCAUCCAUCUGGUAGGGGAUGCACUCAAGGCUUUUCAGAGUUCCCUCAUUGUCACCGACAACCUGGUGAUCAGCAUCCAGAGGGAGCCGGUUUCUGCCGUGUCCAGUGACAUCACCUUUCCCAUGCGGGGCCGCCGGGGCAUGAAAGACUGGGCCCGACACUCUGAGGACCGGCUUUUUGUGCCCAAGGAGGUGCUGAGCCUUCCAUCCUCUGGUAAGGCCUGCUGCUCUGGGCCUCAGGGCAGCGGGUCUGGGGCUGGAAGCACCCAUGCCUCUCCCUCCUGUACCCCCAACCCCUCUACCUAGAAGCUCCCUCUCCCCACAGAAACAGACGAGUCAUCUUAUUUUGUGAUUGGAGCCGUGCUGUACCGGACGCUAGGCCUCAUCUUGCCAGCACCCAGGCCCCCUCUGGCAGUCAGCUCCAGGGUCCUGACAGUCACUGUGCGACCACCCACCAAGCCAACAGAACCUCUCAUCACCGUGGAGUUGUCACACGUCAUCAAUGGUACAUCAGAUCCCCACUGUGCCACGUGGGACUACUCUAGAGCGGAUGCCAGCUCUGGGGAGUGGGACACGGAAAGCUGCCAAACCCUGGAGACCCAGCCUGCCCAUACUCGGUGCCAGUGCCAACAGCUGUCCACCUUUGCUGUGCUUGCCCAGUUGCCCAAGGACCUGAGUCUGGAGCUCUCAGGCACCCCCUCUGUGCCCCUCAUGAUCGGCUGUGCUGUCUCCUGCAUGGCACUGCUCACCCUUCUUGCCAUCUAUGCUGCCUUUUGGAGAUUCAUCAAGUCAGAACGCUCCAUCAUCCUCUUGAAUUUCUGCGUCUCCAUCCUGGCUUCCAACGUGCUCAUCCUGGUGGGGCAGUCCCAGAUUCUGAGCAAGGGUGUCUGCACUAUGACCGCAGCAUUCCUUCAUUUCUUCUUCCUCUCCUCCUUCUGCUGGGUGCUCACUGAGGCCUGGCAGUCCUACCUGUCCGUCAUCGGCCGCAUCCGCACGCGCCUCGUCCGCAAACGCUUCCUGUGCCUGGGAUGGGGUUUGCCGGCCCUGGUGGUGGCUGUGUCUGUUGGCUUUACCCGAACGAAAGGCUACGGCACGGCCAGCUACUGCUGGCUCUCCCUGGAGGGGGGGCUUCUCUACGCCUUCGUGGGGCCGGCGGCGGUCAUCGUCCUGGUCAACAUGCUCAUUGGAAUCAUCGUCUUCAACAAGCUCAUGACUCGGGAUGGCAUUUCAGACAAGUCUAAGAAGCAGCGAGCCGCCCCGCAGCGGCUCCCCUGUGCCAGCCUCCUCCUCCUCCCCUGCUCGGCCUGUGGAAUGGUCCCCAGCCCCCUGCUCAGCUCGGUCACAGCCAGGAAUGCCAUCCCUGGGGCUGUGGCAGAGAAAGAGAAGGGAAAGGGUAUUUGGCUCAGGGCCAAGAUGAAGCAGGUACUGAUGAUGUCCCUGGGCACCCUGGUCCAAGAUGUGGUGAAAUGCCAGAUUGGGGUUUGCAAGAGCCAGGAGAAUGAGAACUCACCCGGGUCCUGUAAGAAUGGGCAGAUCCAGGUCAUGACAGAUUUUGAAAAGGAUGUGGACUUGGCGUGUCAGACAGUUCUGUUCAAGGAAGUCAACACCUGCAACCCCUCCACCAUCACGGCCACGCUGUCCCGCCUGUCCCUGGAUGAGGAUGAGGACGCCAAGCCUUGCCUCAUGGGCACAGAGAGCGGGCUGAACUUCUCCCCGCUGCCGGGCAACAUCUUGGUGCCGAUGCCGGUGCCCUCCCCGGGAGUAGGCGAGCCUCCCCACCCGCAUGACACCAACCCCGUGUACAUGUGUGGGGAGAGCAGCCUCCGGCAGCUGGACUACACCUGGCUGCGGUCCGGGGACCCCGGGUCCGAGGGAGAGUACACAGUGCUGCCCCGGAGGACUCUGAGCCUCCAGCCCAGCGGCCGGGAGGAGGCCAAGCGGGCGAGGCCCGAGGGCACCCCUCGUCGUGGGGGGAAGGGGCUGACCCAGACGGAGGGCUACCCCAGCUUCCUGUCCGUGGACCAUGUGGGCCUGGGCCUUGGCCCAGCCUAUGGAACUCUGCAGAACCCCUAUGGGGUGCCCUUCCAGCCCCCGCCCCCGGCUCCAUCUGGUGCUCGCCAGGGCCCCACCCCUGAGCCAGGCGAACGCAGUCGCACCAUGCCCCGAACGGUGCCCGGCUCCACCAUGAAGCUGGGCUCUCUGGAGCGGAAAAAGUUACGCUAUUCAGACCUGGAUUUUGAGAAGGUAAUGCACACUCGGAAGCGCCAUUCAGAGCUCUACCAUGAGCUAAAUCAGAAGUUUCACACCUUUGAUCGCUACCGGGGUCCGACCUCAGGCAAGAGAGAAAAGCGAUGGAGUGUGUCAUCCGGCGGGGCUGAUCGCACCAUUUCCAGUGAGAAGGUAAGCCCAGGAGAGAGGCCCUCCUCGCAGCAGCAGCAGCAGCAGCAACAGCAGCAGCAGCAGCAGCGACAUCAGAGCUGGAGCACCUUUAAGGCAAUGACGCUGGGCUCGCUGCCCCCCAAACCCCGUGAGCGGAUGGCCCUGCACCGGACACCUCGCUGGGAGUCAGCAGGCCUGGGCCUGGAUGCUUCUGACGGUGACUUCCAGACGGAGGUGUGAGCCUGGGCCAGCUGCCGCCCAGGCAUCUAUAAAUAUAUAUAUAUAUCUCUAUUUUCACACUCCAAUUUGGAAAAAAAAAAACCAAGGAGCCAGGGACCCCCUUUUCUCUUCUCGUGUGCGGUCUUGGCCCUUGGAGGGAGACACAGCCGGACUCUGGCUCCAGACAAGGUGGAGACCCUGGAGAUGAGAGGGGUGGGCUGGACUCCAGAGACCUGCUUCUGGCCCGGGGAGGAGGCAGAAUCAGGGGGCCCCCUCCUCAUUUUUCAGAGCCCAUAGCCCCAGGCCACCAUGUCUCCUGCCCCCAAGCCUGUCCGUGCGUCUGUCUGUCCCACCCGGGGCUGGGGGGGGGGGAUCUUUGUUGGGAAUAAAG